AAACCGGAAGUCCUCUACCUGAUCCUGCCCCUGCCAACAUGGCGGCUGACACCGAUGAUGGUGAUUAUUUUGUGAGAGAAAUUGAGAAGAACGAUGGUUGUACCCUGAAAGUGAAGCAGUGCUACUUGGGAGAUGUUGGCUGUGUUGUUUGGGAUGCAGCCAUCGUCCUGGCAAAAUAUUUAGAGACGAAACAGUUUUAUGAUCCGUCCUCAGGAGUGAACGUCUGGGCUGGCAGCAGUGUUGUGGAGUUAGGAGCUGGGACAGGAGUAGUUGGUCUGAUGGCGGCAACACUGGGAGCUGUAGUUACUGUGACAGACCUGGAGGAUCUGCAGACCCUCCUGAGGGUGAACAUUCAAGAAAACCAGGCCCUUAUCAGUAGUGGAUCAGUUACUGCCAAGGUACUGAAAUGGGGUGAAGAUGUGUCUGAUUUCCGGCCUCUCCCACAUUAUGUCCUAAUGGCAGAUUGCAUCUAUUAUGAGCAGUCUAUUGUUCCUCUGGUUGAGAGCUUGAAGCUGCUCUCUGGACCAGAGACCUGCAUUAUUUGCUGCUAUGAGCAACGCACAGAGGGCGUCAACCCAAACGUGGAGAGGAGGUUUUUUGAGUUGCUGCAACAAAACUUCAACUGUGAGGAGAUCCCGUCAGCCAAGCAAGACCCAGAGUUUAGUAGUCCAGACAUCCACAUCCUGCACAUCUGCAGAAAAGUCUAAGAUUGUGUAGAAACAUUUGUGUGUAUAGUAAUCAGUGUCAUCCCCAAAACCACAUGGAAAUCAGAUUGAAAGUAUGUACUGGUAUGUGUAUAAUAUUAAAUGUAUCUUCAUUUCUGCACUCUUUUAAAUGUUUUUUUUAAAAAUAAAAAUAUGUUUCUGAUAUCACUAAA
This is a messenger RNA of Cottoperca gobio, 877 nucleotides long. RefSeq names its product valosin containing protein lysine (K) methyltransferase (gene vcpkmt). Gene Ontology annotation, biological process: peptidyl-lysine trimethylation. The transcript has 5 exons. Gene Ontology annotation, cellular component: cytosol; protein-containing complex. Bases 39 to 707 code for a protein of 222 amino acids. The record is from RefSeq and is a predicted model, not a curated record. Lineage: Eukaryota; Metazoa; Chordata; Actinopteri; Perciformes; Bovichtidae.